This is a messenger RNA of Alnus glutinosa, 2760 nucleotides long. Its product is annotated as histidine kinase 5-like. Gene Ontology annotation, biological process: phosphorelay signal transduction system; protein autophosphorylation. Gene Ontology annotation, molecular function: histidine phosphotransfer kinase activity; phosphorelay sensor kinase activity. The coding region runs from base 510 to 2441 and encodes 643 amino acids. The record is from RefSeq and is a predicted model, not a curated record. The transcript has 13 exons. NCBI's taxonomy places the organism in Eukaryota, Viridiplantae, Streptophyta, Magnoliopsida, Fagales, Betulaceae.
UUUUGUGAUUCCUCGAAUCAUUGUCCAGAGAGAGAGAGAGAGGCAGCUAAAAGCACUGAAAAAGGAACAUAAAUACUAGGAUGAUUUGUGGGAGGCUUUUACCUCCUAUUUCACAUGGCGUCUUGGGCUUCUCUUCUCUCCCACAUUUUUUUGGUGUUUCUUUUCCCUCACAUUCUCUCUCCUCGGUAGUUAGCUCUCUUCCUUUUUCAAUGCCAUUGAAGGCUGUUGACUGAACAGUUACGGAGAUUCCUCAGAUCUACAGUGAAAGCCUUUCGCUAUUCUCACUCCCAAUUCUUCUUCUUCUUCUGAGGGUGGCCUUUUAUUCAUCCACAAAACGUUUGCCUCUUGAUGGGCCUCUCUUUAAGCUUAAUUCUAUAUAUUGUUGGUGACCUGAUCGGGAACUUGUGGCCAAAUAAAACUGCAGCAUACUCAUAAUGUUGCACAAGAUAUAAUGUUGUAUUAACUCUAUUAACUCUAUCUCCUGGAUUUGAAAUGUUGCACAAGAUAUAAUGCAGCAUACUCAUAAUUUCUUGCAUUUUGUACUUCAAAAUGCCCCCGUUGUCAUUGGCCAUCAGGAUAAAGAGUUGCGCUAUCGCUUUAUCUAUAAUCAGUUUCCAAGUUUGCAUGAGGACGACAUUAUUGGAAGAGCAGAUGUUGAAAUUUUUACUGGAGCUGGUGUUAAAGAAUCUCAAGAUUUCAAGAGAGAAGUACUGGAAAAAGGAUUACCAGCAAAGAGGGAAAUUACAUUUGAGACGGAAUUAUUUGGGUCAAAGACAUUUCUGAUAUACGUGGAACCCGUCUUUAGCAAGGCAGGGGAGACAAUUGGUAUAAAUUCUAUGGGAAUGGAUGUAACUGAUCAGGUAAGAAAACGAGAGAGGAUGGCAAAACUUCGAGAGGAAAUAGCAGUACAAAAGGCCAAGGAAACAGAACUGAACAAAACAAUUCAUAUAACAGAGGAGACAAUGCGAGCAAAACAAAUGCUAGCUACAAUGUCCCAUGAGAUAAGAUCUCCUCUAUCUGGAGUUGUUAGCAUGGCUGAGAUUCUUUCCACCACAAGAGUUGAUCAGGAGCAACGGCAACUGUUGGAUUGGAUGCUAUCUUCUGGAGAUUUAGUUCUUCAACUUAUAAAUGAAAUCCUUGACCUUUCGAAGGUUGAGUCAGGAGUUAUGAAGUUGGAAGCUACAAAAUUUCGGCCUAGACAGGUAGUAAAGCAUGUGCUUCAGACUGCUGCAGCAUCAUUGCAGAAAAUUUUGACCUUGGAAGGACAUGUAGCAGAUGAUGUUCCUAUAGAGGCAAUCUUCGACGAGCAUCAUUAUCUUGAUGAUAAACCUUCUUCAAAUAAGCCCACAUGGCUUGAGCAGAGCGAUGAGGCCGCAAGAGCUGAAUCCAUAGGGAAGAAAGAGAACUCGAGAAAUCCACUGAGAGGGACAAACCGCACUGUUGCCCAGAGAAGUGCUGAGAAAACCACCGAGAAUCAAACAAAGACUGCCGAAAACACCAACACAAGCUGCAGAAAACUGUUCCGAGAGACUGAGGCCGAGAAAAUUGUGCCGAGAGUGACAGACCACUGUGCGCACAGCUGUCCAUUGACAGGGUAUACUAGGUCACAUAAACUCAAUGGGUUCUCAGACAAUUCUUAUUCAUUUCCAUCUAAUAGUGUCAGAUCAAAGGAGACAACUUCAGUUGAGGAGGCCUGUUCUGUGGUUGAUGAUGCAGAGACACUACAUCAACCAGAGAGUUCAUCAAGCCAUAGCCCAGACCCUGGUAACCAAGAUACAGUUUGUAGAGGCAAACUAUGUCAAGAUGACACAAAUUCUCAGUUCCAAAAUCCUAUUAUAGAUUCCACACAUCACAAAGAAGCAAACAGAGAAGUCGUCGUAGCGGCAAAGACAAGAGAACCCCAAGGAACUUGUCAGAGGCAGGAGAAAUCUGACAUAAGUUCCCAGUGCGUUUCUAGCAGCAGUACGGGAGUACCCAAAUCAACAAUAAAACCUAAGAUCCUUCUCGUUGAAGAUAACAAGACCAUCGUAAUGGUGACACAGUCAAUGAUGAAGCUGUUAGGCCAUAGCAUAGAUGUUGUGAAUAAUGAAGUUGAAGCUGUGUGUGCAGUUCAGCAUCAUAAUUAUGAUCUCAUUUUCAUGGAUGUUUGCAUGCCAGUUAUGGAUGGCCUUCAAGCUACAAGACUAAUUCGUUCUUUUGAGGAAACUGGUAAUUGGGAUGCUGCAGUGAAGGCAGGAAUCGAACAAGCUGUGUUUCCGGAUUCAUUACAAAAUGGUCUGGGUUCUACACCAUCUGCAAAGCGGAUGCCUAUCAUAGCGAUGACAGCAAAUGCAUUGGCAGAGAGUACAGAUGAGUGUUUGGCAAAUGGAAUGGACUCAUUCGUGCCAAAGCCUGUAACUUUGCAAAAAUUGAAAGAGUGUCUUGCAAAAUAUCUACCAUGAUAUCUCUUGUAAAUUAAUGCUUGUGUAUAAAAAUUAAAGCGUGUUAGGAAAGUUUUGUAACCAAUAUGCAUCAUCAUGUUCUUCUCAACCGUUAGUAUCUCCUCAGAAGCUGUAUAGGUCUAUGUCAUUCUUUUUUUGCCUCUCUCCAAGAGCCUUUAAUACUGUUCUUCUAAGGAUGGGAGGCAUCUGUGAACUUUAGUUAGGAAAUAGGAAGUGAAAGCACAGGCAGAAAGUGUUUUAUGAAAAUAUGCUGGCAUGAAAUAUGAUUGGAUAUGUUGACAGUAAAGUCUUCCUUUUAUAUUCUCAUUGCUAAUACCCA